This is a messenger RNA of Aspergillus vadensis CBS 113365, 1142 nucleotides long. Its product is annotated as Mic19 family protein. The transcript has 2 exons. The record is from RefSeq and is a predicted model, not a curated record. NCBI's taxonomy places the organism in Eukaryota, Fungi, Ascomycota, Eurotiomycetes, Eurotiales, Aspergillaceae. The coding region runs from base 318 to 962 and encodes 214 amino acids.
CAACAACAACAACAAAGACAGCUUCGGCUGAAGGAAGUUCACGGACACACGAAACCCGAUAUCCGCACAUCAUGGGCGCCGGCAGCUCUAAGCCCGCGGCUCCGGCCGACUCGAAGCACGUUUUCUCGAGGUAGGAUUGCUUUGCUUGUUACAUUGGACAAUUAUAUAUUGCUCUGAGGGUGUUGGUAUAUCGAUUGGCUUGGGCUCAAUGCAAGCUAUUGAAGCCGGACUCUCUUCACCGAGGAUGAUCAUACCUACCAUAUAAAUAAAUAAUUCGACAUGGGGCGACACCCUUCAAACCAUCAAACACGGCCACAAUGGAAAUAAAAACAGAAUACCAGGCUAACAGCUAUAUCCUACACAGCUCCUCCCCCGUCCAAUUCUCCGCCAACUUCGUUGACGGCCUCCAGUCCAACACCGAGACCGACUCCGCACGCGCCCGCUCCCUCGAACUCCAAAUCCAAGAGCGCGUAGCCCAAGAACUCGAGCGCCUUCGUGCCCGCGAACAGCAAACGCUGGCCGAGAUCGAGAAGAAGCUUGCCGAAGCCAAAGACGUCUCUUCUUCGACACCCGCGCCCAACUACACUCCCAGCAGUGGGGGUGCAGCUUCCUCCUACUACCCACCCGGAUCUCUGGACCUGGAUGCGCCCCGGAUCCCGUUCGCGGGGCGGGAGAGCUACUUCGCAGCUGCUGCUCCGGCGGUUGAGGCGGCGCAGCAGCCGAUUAACCGGGAACUGUCGCGGGAGAGCGUGAACAGUGAGAUUGAGGAGUUGAGGGCGAAGUUGGAGGGACGGAAGAAGUUGGUUGAGAUUGAUGCGGGGAUUGAGAAGGCUAGAUCGGAUGUGGUGAGUUGUUUGAGGUUGAAUGAUCGGAGGCCGUUGGAUUGUUGGAAGGAGGUUGAGGCGUUUAAGAAGGAGGUUGCUAGGUUGGAGGAGGGGUUUGUGGAUCGGAUUGUUGGGUAGAUGAUUUAUUCCAUAGGUGUUGAUGAUGAUGGGAUGGAUAUAUUUGAUAGAGAGAGUUGAGGUAUAGUGGUGUGUUCGACUGCUGCUGCUGCUGCUGUUGCCGAGUCAUCAAUCCCGGUUUGUGCAUGUGUGUAUAUGUAUACCUAGCUUGCUAGAGAAGGUUACUGGUUUCUGUUUUCA